CGGCUCGGCCGCUCCCGGAGCCGCAACGCAGAUGAGCGCUGCGGGCGACUCUGCAGGUACUGAAUGGCUGAGCUGCAGCUGGCUUUGUUUCCGUAUGUGGAUUCUGUGGUGGCAGCUGCUAAGCUCUCAGUGACAGACAGUUAUGAUUCUGAAGUCUCAGUACAUCAGUCCCCUCUGGAACACCUAGAAAACAGUUGUCAGCAUGAAUUCACAUCAGACAAAGAGGAAAGCCUGAAAAAUCCCCGUGCCCGAAAGAGCCAAAGCUAUUCAUAUCCUCUUUCUGCAGAAAGCAAUAAGCACAGCUCCCAGCAUGGAGGCUCCAGCUCAUCUGGACUGCAAAACAAGCAUCUUGCCAGCCAGGUUAAGACUCUGCCCUCUAAAUCAUUAGCCAAACGGAAAGAAGGAGUGGAUCGUUCAUGUCCUCUGAAACCAAUUUUUCAGCACAACACUGGGAGCCUUCCUGCAGUCAAUACAGGACAGCUCGGAAGUUCCCCAUACAUGGAGGAGGCUCUAAAUAGUAGGACUAGCACAAAGAGCAAAGGAAGGCAUCUGCCGGGGAAGCCUCAGCUAGCUGCAGUGCUCCCUCCUUGGACAGCAGAGCCUAAACAGUCAGAUUCCUCUCUAUACAGGAGAGAUCUGGCUUAUAUCCUAAGGCUGGAGGCAGAGGGACGGUCCCUGGAAGAGGAAAUCCGAAAGAAAGAGGCUCUUCUCAGAGAGAAGCUGAGGAGAACAAAGGAGGAGCUUAGGAGGAUUCAACGAGAGAAGGAACUGAUGGAGGCAGAGGAGAGAAGAGCCAGAGCAAUGGAGAGGACUCGCAGGCGAAAGGCCAUGUGGCACCCUGGAGAGGAAAGUAUAAGAUUUACCAUCAGGACGGGUGAUGGGGAUUUUAGUGGGGUGCAGUCUGCAGAGGUCACUGUCCCGAAGACAGGCACUACUCUCCAUCCCCAAGAACUGGCUAUGGGGAAACUGAAGAAGGAACGGUUGGUGGCCAGCAACAACAAAAUUCGAGACCGCAUACCGGUGCAGAGUUUAGCCUCAUGCUCAGAGCCGGACUUAAAACAUGGCCCUUCUUCCUCUGUUCUCUCAGACUGUGGUGGCAGCAUGCCUGCAGAGAUGCUGUACAUGCAGGCUGCCAGCCCCACAGAAAAGGGGGAGCUUGGACAGUGCAGCUUCUGUGGCCGCAAGUUUCUCUGCACCAGGCUCAAGAAACACAUGAAUAUCUGCAGCAAGAGCCAAGGCUCUAAAAGGAAAACAUUUGACUCCAGCAAGGCCAGAGCCAGGGGCACAGACCUGGAAGAGUUUCAGCAGCGGAAGAGCUCAGAGAGACCUCAGAAUAAGCCACCCAGAAGAAACAACUGGAGGCAGAACCAUGAGGCUUUCAUCCAGACCUUGCGCCAUGCCCGGCAGGUGCAGCAAGUGCUGUCCAAGGGAGGGAAGGUACCUGACCUGCCUCCGCUGCCUCCCAUUGAAAAUCCAGACUACACUGCCUGCCCCUACUGCAGACGCCGCUUUGCACCCCAAGUAGCUGAGACACACAUUCCCAAAUGCAAAAACAUCAAGAAUAGACCCCCAUUUCCCCCACAGAGGAAACGCUGAUAAGGCAGCUUUCUUUGUUCUCCACACUGGCUGUGUUGAGCAAGAUUUACAAUAAGCAAUCAGUUCAGGACAUAGUGGCAGAAUAUAAGUUUGUACACUUAAAUCUGUGUGCUGGAGUGUGAUGCCCUUCUGAGGGCCACCUUCUCCCAGCAGGUGAGCUCAACAGCAAGACCCAGUCUACACUGUAAGGAUGUCACUGUUCAGUCCGUUGAGCAGGAAAGAAAGGUUGUUGCUACAGGCUGACAGCAUGAAGCAAAAGAGCAAACCAGCCAUCAGAAAAAUCCUUAAGAAUCAUUUUUUUCUUGUAGGCUGCGGAGACUUAACCUUUUUUCAUUGAAAAUAGCUUUCCUGAUGUAGAGAUAACUGCUCUCCUUUAGCUCAUCACUGGCUGCAGACAUUUAUUUUUCUUCCAUAAAAGAAAAAAGGAGUGCUGUGCAAGAGAGAAACAGCUGGGCCAAAGAGAGCAUCUGCCUUUUGUAUGCUUUGUUGCUCUGUAAAUGCAGGUGUUCACUUCUGAAUGUAUUAACAGCAACAGUGGUUCUGGCUGCCAUAGUCUUUCUAUUUUAAUUACCUACAAGAACUGGGAGGUGUGGAGUUCCCUUUUUUUUUUUUUUUUUUUUUUUGCUAUAGAAUGGUCUCUGCAUUCUAUAGUGCAAUCUAGCAUUUAGGGCUUUUGGGAAGCACCAUACACAGGCUGCUGUGUUUACCCUCCUCUGUCUAUGAGAGACAACAGGAUCCAGAGCUACUUGUCGAUGAUUUCUUUCGCUUUUUCUCACUUGUUGAAGUGCUGAUCAGUUGAAUAAUAAAAGUUGCAAAGGCAGGCUUAUUUUGCACUUGUUCUGCAUCAGCCCAAGAGUUUUACUCAGAUGAUUUUCUGGAACAUUAAUGACAAUCCUGGGACCAUUUCUUACCAGCAGAAGAGCAUAACAUACUACCACUUAGAAAUUUGGCAUCGUGUCGACAUAAAAACUGAUGAUGUUAUUUAAUUAGGAGAAUUGGAAGCUAUAUAAUGAAAUACUUCCUCAACACGUGAACCUCAGGCUCAGAAAUUCAUGGGGGUAGAAGAGCUUAUGUGCAGGUCUGUAUGCCAAUUCACGUACAUAGGACAGCAGAGGUACUCUGAACAGGCCAGGCCCUUCAGGCAGCAGAACAGCCAUGUCCAAGCGAUUACUUACUAUGUACAAUAACUGGAAAAGUCUUGGGAAAGAGGAGAAGAAUAAACAUUCAAUUAAAGAAUAAUGCCACACAAGAUGAAAAAAUAGGCCACGAAUAAGCUUAGACUGGAAAUUAGCUUUCUAAUCAGGAGAAGAGUGAGGUCAUGGAAAAAUCUUCCAACUAGGUUAGCAGAGGCAAGGAACCUACACUGUUUCAAGAUGGACUUUGAGAAAAUCACAGAAGGGACUGUACUGCAGGAGUCAGAAACAAAUGCUCUGUAUCACAGUUCAUUUCCAUCUUCAGGAUGGAAGAUAGGCUUGUGAUAAAAAGUGCAAAUAACACACCAGCUAUAGUUCUGUACUUCAGUGCAUCACUGUCAGGAGCAGAGACGGAAUUUCCACCUCCCCCUGAUUCCUAACGUACCUUCUAAUUACUUUCCAUCUAAAACAUUCAAGAACAGCUAACAACAAAUACAAUAAUAAAAUAACCAAGCAAAAUACUAAGGAACUUCACAACAGGCAGUGUAACAGGUAAAUCAACAACUAGAUUUAAUAUUAAAAAGAUGGAGAUUUUCUGCAGGCCAAGGUAAUAGGGGCCUCUGAAACACAGGGCUUUAACCCUUCUUUAAGUCAGAUGACUUACUUGUUUCCAUUUUGGAUGCUGCAAUUGUAAGGCAUCAUGACAAAAUUAUGCCCCUUCUUGAGGGAGGUGCAAGGGAGUUGUUGGUUAUUUUGGCCUUAUGCUGGAGGGCUUAGUUUGUCACACAUGAUUAAAGGGUCUUUAGGGGGAAUAGAUGUCCUACAGACUUACAAAAAGGCAUCUGCUCCAAGCUGGUAACAGUUGCUGCAUAGUUGUCUAUUUUUUCAGAUUCUGAUUUUCUGACUAGUCUAAUAUUAGACUAUUUCUGUUUUGUAAAAAGUUGUUUUAAAUGGUCACAGAGUGUUUUUUGUUCUCAAAGUAAGAACGACUACUUUGUAUGAGAAAGUUGCAACAGGAAGCAAACAAGGAACAAAAAAAGUUCCAGCAGCUCCUUUUGCAAAUCCUUCAGCAAUGCAGCGCCAGCUCCUCACAGGAGCCUGAAGAAAAAAGAAGACAAAAAAACCCCCGAAAACCAACAGAUAAAAAGCAGCCAGAUUGAACUGGAUUAGUAAAAACCUGAAUCUGGAGAAACACUUCAGCCUGCAAUGGGUGGACCAGAUUCCUGAAAGAAGUUGGGAGUGCUUCUGACCUAUAGACAUGUGGGCAGGGAUCCCAAUUCUGUGGCACACCCUAGAGAAAAACAUGAAGGUCCCAGAAAGGGUCAGUACUGCUCUGUCAGCCAGGUAUGUAUAAGAACGUGCAAACCCAGAGAAAAGAGAAAAAGAGACUCAAAACAAGGGAAAAGACUUCACUGUAUGCAAACUGACUGGAAAAUAAGAUCAAUGCUUCAACUUCAGAACUUAUUAACAUAGGGUAUUAGAGGAUAGCAAGGGGCGACAAGAAAAGGGGUAGGAAAGGAAUAAACUGAAAGCUGUAUUCCCACAGUCUUGAAUUAAUGAAAGAUGUUACUGAAUU
Molecule: messenger RNA, 4305 nt
Organism: Centrocercus urophasianus (Greater sage-grouse)
Lineage: Eukaryota; Metazoa; Chordata; Aves; Galliformes; Phasianidae
Gene: ZC2HC1C
Product: zinc finger C2HC-type containing 1C
Exons: 3
Coding region: 64-1596 (510 amino acids)
Source: RefSeq, a predicted model, not a curated record